GCGAGAGGAAAAAACAGGCUCUUUACCAAACAAAAAGGUUCCUAAAAUUCUUGCAAAAAGAUUAUUUGUUUGAAGAUGAUAAAGGGGAAAGAAGGGAGCCAUUGACUUUAUAAGAUGACAGAGUUGAAGAUGAUAAUGUGGCAAGAAAUCUUGAUAUAAACCAAAAUUGUUAUAUGGUGGUUGUCAGGUAUGGUUCAACAGAAUCAACACUUCACUUUCUUGGUGUUCUUCACUGGCUUUUUUGUUAAGUUUUGUCUGGUAGACAGUUCAAUAAAAGUGCAAAUGACAGAGCUGCUGUAAUCAUACAUUGGAGUUGCUAAGGGAGUUCUCUGUCUCAAAAUGCCAUUCCUCGACAAGUUUUCUACCAAUCAUAUGUUCAUAGGAAAAGGAUAUGGGAUGUACGGCAUCAUUGCUGCUGUUAUUGUUGGUCUUGUUGUGCCACUUUUACUUUCCUCGAUAUUCAUUAACAAGAGGAAGAACAGACAAAGAGCAGUGGCUGUCGAGGUGGGUGGUGAACCGGGCAUUACAAUGAAGAAUAGUAGAUUUUCUGCAUUGGUUGAGGUUCCUUGGGAAGGAGCCACAACAAUGGCUGUGCUUUUUGAACAAUCUUGCAGAAAACAUGCUAAACAUCCUUGUCUGGGAACGAGGAAGCUGAUUAAGAAAGAAGUAGUAGAAUCAAGCGAUGGGAGGAAAUUUGAAAAACUACAGUUGGGAGAAUACCAAUGGCUGAGUUAUGGAGUAGCAUUUGAGCAUGCUUGUAAUUUUGCGUCUGGUCUUGUGAAGUUGGGCCAUGAUAUAAAAGAUCGAGCUGCGAUUUUCGCUGAUACUAGGGCUGAAUGGUUGCUUGCCUUUCAGGGAUGCUUUCGUCAAAACAUUACAAUUGUAACUAUCUAUUCAUCACUUGGAGAGGAGGCACUAGUCCACUCGCUUAAUGAGACAGAAGUAUCAACUCUCAUCUGUGAUUUCAAGCAAUUGAAAAGACUCUCUGCGAUAAGCUCACGAUUGGAAACUCUCAAGCAUGUAAUCUACUUUGAAGAUGAAGGAGAAGCUGGUUCACUGUCUAAUAAUGGCAAUUGGACUGUUUUAUCCUUUAAUGAAGUUCAAAAACUUGGGAAAGAGAAUCCUGUCACUCCGAGGUUACCCUCUAGAACAGAUAUUGCAGUGAUCAUGUAUACAAGUGGAAGCACCGGAUUGCCAAAGGGAGUAAUGGUAAGUCAUGGCAACAUCGUGGCAACUGCAGCAGCAGUUAGGACGAUUAUUCCUGGCAUUGGACGCAAUGAUGUAUACUUGGCUUAUUUGCCCCUAGCUCAUGUUCUUGAAUUGGCAGCAGAGACUGUGAUGUUAUCUGCUGGCUCUGCCAUUGGUUAUGGUUCGGCGUUAACCUUAACUGACACAUCAAAUAAGAUCAAGAAAGGAACCAAAGGUGAUGCUUCUGUGUUAAAGCCCACCCUUAUGGCCACAGUUCCUGCAAUUCUAGAUCGCGUCCGGGAUGGCGUGCUGAAGAAGGUUGAGGAACAGGGUGGGGUAUCCAAGAGGCUCUUUAAUGUUGGAUAUAAACGCAGGCUAUUGGCAAUUGAAGGAAGUUGGUAUGGAGCAUGGGGCCUUGAAAGACUUAUUUGGGAGAACCUUGUUUUUAAGAAAAUACGCACUAUCUUAGGUGGAAAAAUUCGGUUUGUGCUUUGUGGUGGGGCUCCUCUAUCAAAAGAUACUCAAAGAUUUACCAACAUUUGCCUAGGGGCUCCCGUUGGUCAAGGUUACGGUUUAACUGAGACAUGCGCAGGGGCUACUUUUUCUGAAGCUGAUGAUACAAGUAUUGGCCGUGUUGGUCCACCAAUUCCUUCUUGCUACAUCAAGCUAGUAUCUUGGGAAGAAGGUGGCUACACAAUUUCAGAUGCACCAAUGCCCCGAGGGGAGGUUGUUGUCGGUGGACACAAUGUGACAUUAGGGUAUUUUAAAAAUGAGGCCAAAACAAAUGAGGUGUAUAAAGUGGAUGAGAAUGGAGUACGUUGGUUUUAUACAGGUGAUAUCGGACAAUUUCACCAUGAUGGUUGCCUUGAGAUCAUUGAUAGAAAGAAGGAUAUUGUUAAACUUCAACAUGGAGAGUAUAUAUCUCUAGGAAAGGUUGAGGCAGCAUUAGCAGCAAGCGAUUAUGUUGACAACAUAAUGGUGUAUGCUGAUCCCUUUCACAGUUAUUGUGUCGCAUUGGUUGUACCUUCUCGUCAUGCCAUCGAGAAUUGGGCACGGAGUGUGGGUAUUGAAUACCAAAACUACGGAGAGCUUUGCAAUCAAGAUGAAGCUGUCAAAGAAGUUCAGCAAUCGCUUUUGAAGGCCGCAAAAACAGCAAAACUUGACAAAUUUGAGAUUCCUGCAAAGAUCAUGCUAUUGCCGGAUGCGUGGACUCCAGAGUCAGGGCUGGUUACGGCUGCUCUUAAACUAAAGAGGGAACAACUGAAGGCCAAAUACAAAGCUGAACUUGACAAGCUCUACCAGUGAGGUGCCUUUUCUCAUUGAUCAUCUAAUUCUGUGCUGACACUGGUAAUCAUCUUAAUUUGAGUAUCACAACAUCCUCUACUUGUUACAGAAAUAUGAUCUGCUGACUGCUUUGGUAAUAAUUUUCCAAUAAGAGAUGAUAUUUUACAUGUUACACUGUGUUGUUCUUUGUCCUUUUGGUUGUGAACGUUAAGAGUGCCUAAAUAUUCAGAUCCACAGAGGCAAAAGAAUAACAUUGCAUCUUAAGUUUGUAAAAAUUAUGCAAAACAAAAGAAAAACAUUGUGAU
Dioscorea cayenensis subsp. rotundata (Guinea yam) is the source of this 2777-nucleotide messenger RNA. RefSeq names its product long chain acyl-CoA synthetase 8. Gene Ontology annotation, molecular function: long-chain fatty acid-CoA ligase activity. The record is from RefSeq and is a predicted model, not a curated record. Gene Ontology annotation, cellular component: membrane; endoplasmic reticulum. NCBI's taxonomy places the organism in Eukaryota, Viridiplantae, Streptophyta, Magnoliopsida, Dioscoreales, Dioscoreaceae.